Siniperca chuatsi (mandarin fish) is the source of this 4670-nucleotide messenger RNA. RefSeq names its product ATM interactor (gene atmin). Gene Ontology annotation, biological process: regulation of transcription by RNA polymerase II. Lineage: Eukaryota; Metazoa; Chordata; Actinopteri; Centrarchiformes; Sinipercidae. The record is from RefSeq and is a predicted model, not a curated record. Gene Ontology annotation, cellular component: nucleus. The transcript has 4 exons. Bases 139 to 2496 code for a protein of 785 amino acids. Gene Ontology annotation, molecular function: transcription cis-regulatory region binding; DNA-binding transcription factor activity, RNA polymerase II-specific.
UAAUUAUACCGGAUGUGACGUAGGCUCAGCCGUCCCAAUCGUCCUCUUGGUGGAAGGUGGCAUCCUUUCAGGCAAAGCUGAGGGACGGUAUGCCCUGUUCAUUCAACGCUCCUACUCAGGCUCACUGCCAAACACAGAAUGGACUGUCAACACAGAAACAUGGCUGCCUCUGCAACGGGCCAGGCGAAUGACAGAGAUAACGCAACUACAGACAGUCCGAAAUGUCAUGAAGAGUCUCUGGCGCAGUCACGGGAAAUAAUAAAACCUACCAUCACGGAGCUGACCAAAGAAGUCAGGACGAACAUCCUCUGCACCGUGGAAGGAUGUGGCAAGAUUCUCCCUAAUACACCUGCAUUGAACAUGCAUCUUGUUAAAUCGCACAGAAUAAAGGAUGGUAUUGUCAAUCCCACGGUCAGAAAGGACAUGAAGGGCUCUCAGAAGCUCUACUGCUGUCCCAUUGAGGGUUGUCCCAGGGGACCUAACAGACCCUUCUCCCAGUUCUCCCUGGUUAAACAACACUUCAUGAAGAUGCAUGCAGAGAAGAAACACAAGUGCUUCAAGUGCAACAAUGGCUACAGCACAGAGUGGGACCUAAAGAGGCACAUAGAAGACUGUGGGAAGACCUAUCACUGUACAUGUGGCUGCCCCUAUGCUAGUAGAGCUGCACUACUCUCACAUAUCUACAGGACAGGUCAUGAGAUUCCUACAGAACACAGAAUUCCUCCAGUAAAAAAGCGAAAGAUGGAGAAACUGUUAAGUGGUUCUGAAAAGGUUAAGACCAGCGAGUCAACCUGUCAGAUCAUGUCUGCUAGAAAAGAGCUUACAGAGACUGCUCUGCCUUCUGAUACAACUGUUCAUAUCCCAGACUCAGUGAAUCAGAACUGCAACCCCCGUAAGAGCCUCCAGAAGUUGCUCCUACCAAAGCCCAAGAUGGCUUUGGUCAGUGUCCCUGUGAUGCAGCUGGCCCACCUGCCUGUCCUUCUUCCAUCGACAGAAAGCGGGGCUCUGAGGUCUGUAGUGCUGGCAGUAGACAGCCAAGGCUCUGUCAGCACCUUUCACCUGCUGCCACAAACCAUGGGAGCUGUGGUACCCCAACUUGAUGCUAAGAGUUUGGGUUUCAAGGAUAGCAUGCCUACUUCCCGCUCUAGCCUAGGGCCCAUUAGCACAGGGGUGCAGGUCAGUCUGGACUCUGCAGUCACAGAGGACUCAGCCAGCAGCCUGGCAGGACAACGGGGAAGAAGCACCUCCACCAACAUUCAAACGGACAAAUCGUACUUGUCAAAAAUGCCCACAGGAGUAGGGGUUGGGGAGGGAAUAGGCUUGUGCUCUGUGGGUGAGCCCUCAGUUUCGUCCUGCUCCCAAACAGACAUCAGCGUGAGUGCCCAAGUCCUCCUGCCAGUCAGUGUUGAAACCCAGACAUUCUCCUCCCGGGCCAAAGCCACAUCUACUAUUGGAGCUCAGACAGACAGCCAGUGCAUGAGCCAAAUUCCUUGCUCCUCCUCAUCUGUGCCCCCAUACAAAACCAGGCAGACACAGACAUACUUUGCCAUGCCACAAUCAGAGGAGAAGGCUCAGGACCAGGCUGUCAUGUGCUCUGACCUAUUUGGCAGUGACUCCCUCAGUGUCUCCACCCAGACAGCUCUGGACAUAGAUGACACCCUCACUGCUGCAGGAAGCAGUUUAUAUGAGGACUCAAAGUCAGCAGGUGGUUUUGGGGUGCAGGCAGAUGAGCUCAACUCAAACAACAUGGCAGAUAACCAGACCCAAACAAUGACUUUGUUAAGUGACCUAGAAAAUAUUCUGUCUGACAGCAUGUCAGGCCACCAGGUGCUCACAGAGGCCUCAGCAGGGUGUGGCUCAGGUCUGGGCUCUGUUCAGGAGCAACACAAUGGCAUUGACUUUGACUUUGAAGAGUUUCUCAAUGCUGUGCACAUCCAGACACAGACAGAGGAGAGUGAGCUGGGAGGGCUGGGUGGUGACACGCCGCUGGAGUCUCUGGACAUCCAGACUCAGACAGACUUCCUCCUGAUGGAUGAACUGGACCAAAGUGAGGGACCCAGUCGAACUCAAGCCAGCGACCUGGAGCUAUUUGAUACUCAAACUCAGACAGACCUCAAUUUCCUGCUGAGCGCUGGAAGCCACAUGCCCCUGAGCAGCAUCCUGCGACAUUCAAGCUUUUCUAUGAGCACCGAGUCCUCAGAUACAGAAACACAGACAGAUCUCCCUUCAUUUGCCACAGGCCUCUCUUCUCAGACCCCUGUGAGCCAGGGUGAGCAUGCAAGGCUGCUGAACAGCACAGAGACACAGACUGUGACCAGCCAGGCAGAAGGCCUGGGACACCUUUUCCUGACGAGCAACGAAACACAAACUGUCAUGGAUGACUUCUUGUCAGCAGACCUGGCAUGGAAUAUGGAGUCCCAUUUCAGUUCUGUGGAAACCCAGACAUGUGAGGAGCUUUGUGCUCUCUUUCAGCACCCUGAGAAACCCAACAGCUGAAGCCCCUCUUAGUGAAGCUGCCUAAGCUUUCACAGUAAAGGUUUCUCAUGUCUGCCUUUAUAAGAGGAAUCAAUCUAUGCUGUCCUCCAGCGGACCACAGUCUUAGCAGUAAGAAGUCUGUGAAAAUAUCUUUGAACAUUCCACUGGAGACAUCAUGUCCAGAGCCUUUCCAGGUAUAUAUCCUGACAGCUCCGCUGCACUUUAUUAGCUCAACGGGCAUGAUUUAUCAGCUCCUGUGACAGUUUACAUAUUUAUUUGCACAUAAAGUAACAUAUUGUAUGUGUCUUGUCUGAAAUGCCAGUUUACUUCUAUAUUUCAGUGUAUAACCACUAACUGGUUUUCACUGUUUGGUCUUACUAGCAGUUUAAAAAUGACUCAACAUUUCAUCAAUAUUAGAUCUGCACUUAAAAGGGAUGACAUCUUUAGCUGUGCGUGGCUGUCAAGAAAAGGCUUAUAAAAUUGUUACCCUGUAUGGCAGCUUUCAGAUAUGCAUAUACUGCAUGAAAACAAUUUCAUCUCAGCUGUGCAGCAAACAACAAUGUGCGUUUAGUUUACUUAUGUUUGGAAAUGUGCACAACGCCUUCACUUGGUCAGCAGCACAGAAACAUAAAAUAUCUAUUCUCAGCUUGUGCAUCUGAUGGCUGCCUCAUUGACGUUGCAUUGUCAGCGGUAGCAAGACUAUAAACUCUGAAUUACAUCCUGCAAGCUUUUCAGCCAUUGCUAAACGUGACCAGUGAGAACCUUUUCCAAAAUUUCCAAAAUAAAACCCCAUAAAGCCUUCAACGAUGAACAAAGCAUUACUUAACACCAUUAAGAUGUAUCUCUGAAACAUACUUUUAAUCAUAAAGAUGUGGCACAAGUAAAAAUGAAAUGUUUAUGUCUUGUCAGUUGUUGCACACCUUUCAUUGAAAUGUGAUUUGUGAAGUAUGAUGUUGUAUAAACACUUUGUUGUAUCUGGGCCUCUAUAGCUAAGCAGUCAGUUCAAGUCAGUAAGCAGACUAGGCUGUCAUUGUCUUUGACUUAUUCAUUAGCUGGGUGUAAGUGUAUACAGUAGCAGUACUCAGUGCUGAGGUGAUCCAGUAAUGUUACUGUACAGAACCACAGAGGUGUUGUAUGUAUUCACCACCUGAUUUUGACUGAAAGGAGUCCUGUUGAAUAUCUUCCGUUAAAAUCAUCAAAUUUUCCAACCUUAACAAUCAUAUACAGUAUUUUCAUUUUUUAUUAUUUGUUUUUGUCUUCUCCAAGCAACUAAACUUAAAGGUUAAAUUAAUUAAUUACUUUUUUCAUUAUACUGUUACACUGAGUUACCUCAUUAAGCACAGGCACCACAUGCAGACUGUGUUCUACUAAGGACCCUAGUAGAAGCUAUAGGCCUUAAUUAUUUGUUAAUUUUGUUACGUUGGUGCCUUAACCCAAGUAUUAGCUUUAGGUCUGUUACAUACAAUUUGCUGCUUUAAAAUAAUUAACAGAAUUAUGAACAAACACUGGAAAAUUGUCAGAAUCCUUUUGGUCUUUGCGUGUUUAAUCCAUUCUGUAUAUGUAUUUUCAUCAUGGUUGCAUGAAGUAUUGGAAUGUUCCUACUCAUUCUCCAUAGUUUCUAUGGAAAGAUUUAUCUUCUGUCACAUAAAAAUAAUGCUAUAUGGCAUUUUAUUGAAUAGAAUUUGUUGGAUGCCAUCUCAUUAUUUUAAUGAAUGGGUGGUAAACGCUAUUAUGGUUUAUAGAUGUUUUUAGAGACUAAAAAAUGUACAGAACAUGACACUGUGCCCAGGUAUAACGUGCUCUGUUUUUUGCACCGUAUCCAAACAGUUUAAUGAUAAUUUCCCGAUGUUAAUAAGGGUUUUGACACUCAGAUUAAAUUUUAAGAUUUCUUGUACUGAGAUUAGUACUUCUAGUUUGUGGUUCUUGAAUUCAAAUACAGCAUAGCUGCUCCCUGCAGGUUUAGUGGCACAGGGAAAUGCCUUGCUUUAAACAGAACUAUCUGUAGAAGCCUUGUCAGUCUCAAGUGUCAGUUACAGUGCUUUAUUUUCUCUCUGUUGGGAGUGCAUGCAGAUAUUUUCCCAGAACUAAAUAUUUGCUAUUAGUUUCUGUUGCCUAUAUGUGUAGAGUUAAUGGUUGCCUUGACUAAUUGUUGGAGCUACACUACAGAUGUUCUUAAUAAACUGCUGGAAAGUGUA